Molecule: messenger RNA, 3156 nt
Organism: Thalassophryne amazonica
Lineage: Eukaryota; Metazoa; Chordata; Actinopteri; Batrachoidiformes; Batrachoididae
Product: hemicentin-1
Exons: 11
Coding region: 185-2890 (901 amino acids)
Source: RefSeq, a predicted model, not a curated record
UUUCUUCGUUAACAUUUGCAAAUACAUGAAACAGCAGUUAAUUUUAUAAUAGCAGCUUGGUUACAUUUGUGAGUUCUUACAACUUAUAUUUUUAAUUUCUGUAGGUGAGGAAACGUACUGUGAUGGCAGACAGAAUGGAGCUCAGUGUUACGGAGCUUUAGGAGGAACUGUGUCUCUCCGGCUGAUGACGAGCGCCUCAGAAAUACAGAAAUUUGCAUGGUUUAAAAAAUCAACAUUAAUACUCAUUGGGAUAAAGUAUAGUUUUUUAUUGAAUGCGAUUGAAAGCAGAUCCAUCUUCACUCCCAGUGAUGGAACAUUCAGGAUAAAUAACCUGAGCAGAAGUGAUGGUGGUGAAUAUGUUCUUAACAUGUAUAAUUCAAAUGGAAAACUGUAUGGGAAGCGAACUCUACAAUUAUUCAUUCAAGCUCCUGUGUCCUCUGUCCUGCUGGUCUCUGAGUGUCUGUCCCGGGGGGAGAUGAGGGCGUCCUGCUCCUCUGAGGGAGGUGACAGUCAGUACAGGUGGACUCUGGAUGGACGCACACUGACAGACGCUGACCUCCUCUCAGGACACAAUGAGACCACAAACAUCACUCUGAAACAAGGUCUCUCAGGACGACUUGUCUGCACAGUCAGCAAUCACAUCAGCAAAGUCAGCAAAGAGGAGAACAUAUCUACCUGUCCAGGUGAGGAAACGUACUGUGACGGCAGACAGAAUGGAACUGAGUGUUACGGAGCUUUAGCAGGAACUGUGUCUCUCCGGCUGAUGACGAGCGCCUCAGAAAUACAGAAAUUUGCAUGGUUUAAGAAAUCAACAUUAAUACUCAUUGGGAUAAAGUAUAGUUUUUUAUUGAAUGCGAUUGAAAGCAGAUCCAUCUUCACCCGUCGUAAUGGAACGUUCAGGAUAAAUAACCUGAGCAGAAGUGACGGUGGUGAAUAUUUUCUUAGCACGUUUGAUUUAAAUGGAAAACUAUCAGAGAAGCGAACUCUACAAUUAUUCAUUCAAGCUCCUGUGUCCUCUGUGCUGCUGGUCUCUGAGUGUCUGUCCCGGGGGGAGAUGAGGGCGUCCUGCUCCUCUGAGGGAGGUGACAGUCCUCAGUACAGCUGGACUCUGGAUGGACGCACACUGACAGACACUGACCUCCUCUCAGGACACAAUGAGACCACAAACAUCACUCUGAAACAAGGUCUCUCAGGACGACUUGUCUGCACAGUCAGCAAUCACAUCAGCAAAGUCAGCAAAGAGGAGAACAUAUCUACCUGUGCAGGUGAGGAAACGUACUGUGACGGCAGACAGAAUGGAGCUCAGUGUUAUGGAGCUUUGGGAGGAACUCUGGCUCUCCGGCUGAUGACGAGCGCCUCAGAAAUACAUACAUAUGAAUGGUUGAAGAACACAACAAAAAUACUCACUGGGAAAGAAAGAAAAUUUUCAGUGAAUGCUAUUGAAAACCGAUACAUCUUCACUCCCAGUGAUGGUACAUUCGGGAUAAAUAACCUGAGCAGAAGUGACGGUGGUGAAUAUGUUCUUAACAUGUUUGAUUCAAAUGGAAAACUAUCAGAGAAGCGAACUCUACAAUUAUUCAUUCAAGCUCCUGUGUCCUCUGUGCUGCUGGUCUCUGAGUGUCUGUCCCGGGGGGAGAUGAGGGCGUCCUGCUCCUCUGAGGGAGGUGACAGUCCUCAGUACAGCUGGACUCUGGAUGGACGCACACUGACAGACGCUGACCUCCUCUCAGGACACGAGACCACAAACAUCACUCUGAAACAAGGUCUCUCAGGACGACUUGUCUGCACAGUCAGCAAUCACAUCAGCAAAGUCAGCAAAGAGGAGAACAUAUCUACCUGUGCAGCUCCUGUGUCCUCUGUGCUGCUGGUCUCCGAGUGUCUGUCCCGGGGGGAGAUGAGGGCGUCCUGCUCCUCUGAGGGAGGUGACAGUCCUCAGUACAGCUGGACUCUGGAUGGACGCACACUGACAGACGCUGACCUCCUCUCAGGACACAAUGAGACCACAAACAUCACUCUGAAACAAGGUCUCUCAGGACGACUUGUCUGCACAGUCAGCAAUCACAUCAGCAAAGUCAGCAAAGAGGAGAACAUAUCUACCUGUGCAGCUCCUGUGUCCUCUGUGCUGCUGGUCUCUGAGUGUCUGUCCCGGGGGCAGAUGAGGGCGUCCUGCUCCUCUGAGGGAGGUGACAGUCCUCAGUACAGCUGGACUCUGGAUGGACGCACACUGACAGACACUGACCUCCUCUCAGGACACAAUGAGACCACAAACAUCACUCUGAAACAAGGUCUCUCAGGACGACUUGUCUGCACAGUCAGCAAUCACAUCAGCAAAGUCAGCAAAGAGGAGAACAUAUCUACCUGUGCAGGUUUUAUAUUCAUAAACUGCACUUUAUCUAAUGGGACGCUCAUAUCACAGUGGGUGUUUGAAGCCAAUAACACACUGUGCAUUGAGCCAACAACCAUCUCAACUACUGUUCCAGAAACUCCAGCCUCCCCCAUCGGUAAGGAGACUGACAGUGUGUCCAACAAAACCUUCACUCACAUCACACCAUCCAAUCAAACGGCUGCUUCUGCAGAUGAGCCGUGGUACAUCAAACAUGUCCCCAUUAUGGCUGGUGUAUUGGUGGCACUGGUUACACUGUUUUUGGCGAGCAUAGCAGUUUACUGUUGUAAGAACAAGAAACAAAGCAAGGAACAUCAUGAGGAGGAAGAAGACCACGAAGUAACCUACGCUGAUGUCAAGAUCCUGCAGUGUCAAACGAGGCCAAAGCACAAGAUGCAAGAGAUGGAAGUGGAAUACGGCCAAGUUAAGGUUUCAGGAGAGCGCUGGCAAACAACCGAACCAACGGAAGAUGACUGUGUGUACGCCAAAGUCCGGAAAAAUCUGUGAUGCUGACUGAGAGGUUUCUGAACAAAACCUGCCCCGCUGAAAGAGGGUGUGUUUGUUAAAAAAAAAAAAAAAAAAAAAAAAGCCUGGACCUGUUUCACCUUCAUUCAGUCUCAUUUUCUGUAUGUAUCACCAUCAAUUUUUAAAUAGCCUACAUUCCAACACAAUGUCAGGAAAUUAAAUGAGCAUUUCUGUCUACAUGACUAAACACCAAACCAAAAUCAUUUAUUAUUGCUUAUUUGUUGUUUACACAUUUUUGCAACCUUUUU